AUGGAUACCGACACAUCUACUCUGGCGCUGCCAUUGAUUUCCGAGAAGGAUUACAUCAGCAUCUCAAUUCCACCAUCGGAAGUGCUCAAACAAGAAAAAGCAGAGGACGAAAAAACCAUUUACGAUUGUAAAGAGGAGCGACUUUCUGGCUUGCAGGGAUCUGGAAACUCUAUCACGCAUGCUCAAAAACACUCAAUGAAUAUCCCAUCACGUGGUGCAGAGGAUUCAUGGUCUUUCACCAUUGGACUUGGAUGUUUUGCCAUUAUAAUAUUUAUCUUGCUCUCUGCAACCUUCUGGUGGCAAACUCUCUUCAUCCUGAGUGAAGAUACUGGAACCUCGCCAGAUCAGUUGUUUACAAUAAUAAUCUGGGCCUCUGUGGUGGUCGGCUCUUUAUUUACUCUUUUGGCCAGAAAAGUGUUCAUCAACGGGAGGAGAACUGCCAGAAACAUAGAGCCGUCUUUUGUGGCGGAAACGAAGAUUAUUCCGACAGAUAUCUUGCUAGAGCACGUUACCACGAAUUUAUACCAACCCCCACAAUUUAAGUGGAAUGAAAUCGGGGAUAUAUGUACUUGCGAGUAUUUUGCCUAUAGUCUUGCGAACCCGUCCCAGCCCGUCGCCUCCGAGUUCUCACUGCGGUCAAUUCUUUUGCAAUCGCUUUUCGGCUACUUAUGCUGUGUCACUGUAGUCACCGCUCUAGGUUCUCUUUAUUUUGGUGUUCUUAUUCAACUAUUAUCUGGAGAACUGGAUGUUAUUUGGACAUUUUUUACUUGGGAUAUUGCACUCAUAGUUCAACUCUCUAUAAUGGCACAAAUGGCAGAUUUUUCAAGCGAACCGAGGAAACAUUGUUUGGAGGCUGAAGAAAAAGCGAUAAAGAGGGAAAAUAUCGAGCUGUGUAUUAGAGCUAUAUUCUACGGUGAAGAGAAUACCCCGGAGGAUACGAAGAAGGCGUGGGAGAAGUUCAUAAAGCCUAUCUUUGAUGCUAUCAUUCUAUAG
Molecule: messenger RNA, 993 nt
Organism: Glarea lozoyensis ATCC 20868
Lineage: Eukaryota; Fungi; Ascomycota; Leotiomycetes; Helotiales; Helotiaceae
Exons: 2
Coding region: 1-993 (330 amino acids)
Source: RefSeq, a predicted model, not a curated record